This is a messenger RNA of Lates calcarifer (barramundi perch), 1164 nucleotides long. RefSeq names its product transmembrane protein 233. Gene Ontology annotation, cellular component: membrane. Lineage: Eukaryota; Metazoa; Chordata; Actinopteri; Centropomidae. The coding region runs from base 306 to 638 and encodes 110 amino acids. The transcript has 3 exons. The record is from RefSeq and is a predicted model, not a curated record.
AUGAAGGCCAGUAGGGUUAGUGAUCCCGUCCCCUCUCCAACCUCGCUCCUGUUCCCGUCUCUGCACAUACUUCAUUAUUUUCCAGCUUUGAAAGAGGACUCAAAACAGCACACAACAUAACGGACUUAUCAGCCAGAUCUGAAUUUCUGAUUUCAGACAUUUUUUUCAUUAAAAGUUGGACCUCUACUCCUCAAGUUGGAUUUCUGUUCUUCCAGGCUCGGCUUAUUUGUAGCUUAUUUUUAACUAUUCGCUCUUAAUUUGGGUGUUUUUCACCUCCUGACUGUGUUUUAUUGUGGUCAGGUAAUAUGGCUCUUGCUGUCCUAAAUCCACAAGUGAAAAGUUCCCUAAGUGGGAGCGCAUUUUUUGAUCGCGGCUCUAUAGAGGAGCAAGGACCUCCACCUCCACUCCGUAGCUACCUUUGUUUGACUAUAUUCACCUGCUUCUGUCCUGCGUACCCUGUCAACAUUGUGGCCCUGGUCUUCUCUAUCAUGUCUAGAAACAGUUAUUAUCAUGGGGACUAUGAUGGGUCUAGGCGGCUGGGCAAGAACGCUCUCUAUGUUGCCAUUGCUUCCAUCAUCAUCGGUGUUCUCAUCGUCAUCAUCACCUGCGUUGUUCAUUUUACCACAAUGGAUUUUUAGUACUGUGGAAGUGGACACUUAACAGAAAAUACUAAGACUAAUGGCUGGACAUGCUGAACCUCUGCUGAUAUCUGGACUGGGGUCAGGUGGUUGGUUCAUACCACCUGCCAAUGAAAGGACUCAUGUUUAUUUCAAUCUGUAUAUCACUUCCUGUCAUUGUUUCCUGUUCUUUAUAUGGACAUCCAAGUGCUAUAAACAUGUGAUGAAUAUAUACAACAGUUCAGUAAUUAACUUCAAUGAUGCUUUGAAUUAAAAAUGGCAGCUUUCCAGAAGUGUGAGGAGAAUCCCACGUGAUUCCCUGUGUGACAAAAUGUAUUUUCACUGUUGUUUUUUAGCUUAAAAUAUUGCUAGAAGUAGAUUGAUGAUAAUGAUAAUGAGUGAGUAAAAUUCUUUGUUUGAAAUACUUAGCAAUAUCAUUGAUAUUUUGUGCUACAAAAUCUUUAUUACUUUUAUUAAUUAUCAUGAUAUUGUGUCUGUCUGUGGUAAAAAAAACAACAACAAAACAAUAAAAUAACUUUGUAUUUAA